Molecule: messenger RNA, 1170 nt
Organism: Funneliformis geosporum
Lineage: Eukaryota; Fungi; Glomeromycota; Glomeromycetes; Glomerales; Glomeraceae
Source: the annotation of a GenBank genome assembly
AUGGCUCAAUUACAAAUCGCUAUUGAAAUUCCACUUCAUCAAAUUCGUGAUAUUAGAGUUCUUCAUGGGUUGGCCCCAAGUGGAACUUCCGAGAUCGAUUUUGAUUUCUCGGAUCCCGAGUCUCUUCAAACUCAAAGGAGACCUGCACCAAAAGGUCAUGUAAUAGCCGUUCGUAUAACAGCGGAAAACUCUGACGCAGGAUUUAAACCAAGUAGUGGUAUGGUGCAUGAACUUAAUUUUCGUAGCAGCACGAAUAAUCGUCAACAAUCUCGAAAGAAUAUGAUAGUAGCGCUUAAGGAAUUUUUUACAACGGGAUGGUUGGACGAGAAUCUAACUGCCGAUAAGCCUGAUAAAAUCAGAGAUAUAUUGCUCACCGUCUUCAUCAUCGAUUUCAUUUAUGAAGGCGUCCAUUAUAAAUGUACCGCGACUAGAUCAGCUCUAGAUUCUUACACACUUUACUUGCAUCGUAGUCAUGCUUAUCUGCCGGUCAAGACGACGAAAAGUAAAGGUGGUGACCAGUUAAAAACGGAUGGGGAAGGAAUAAAAACCAUAAUCAAUGGCGUAAAUAUCAAAAUUACAAUAGAUUAUGAAGUUGUUAUUGUGCAGCCACCACAAUUACAAAUCACGAUCUAUGAAACUAAUGAUGAGCAAGAAGGUCAAUUUCGAACAGAUGUUUCUCAAUUUCCUCCAGAUUCCACCAAAAUUUUAAGUACACCUGAUGGCAUUUGUAUAGUUGCAUUUGUAAAAGAGCAACAGCAAUCUUUAUUUCCAGAAGUUGAAUCAUCAGAAAUUACUCUUGACAAAAUCAUUGACGAUGGCACGCCACAAAAAAAAUUUGGAAAACCAGCAAAUAAAGUUGUUGGAAUGCCCUCAACGAAAUAUCAACUUCAACAAAGUCUUGAAAAAUCAACCGGACAGGUUAAAUUUAAAUCUGCAGCAUCUUCAGAUGAUAUUAAGGAAGGUGAAAAUAUUAUUAUUAUGGAUAAAAAAUACGAAUUUGAUUUUCGUAUUGAAUCAAAGACAAAAUUUAAUGGAUUUAUAGAUUCAUAUAAAUUAAUGUUUGAAAAAUAUCCAAUUGUAUUGAUAGUGAACAAAAAGGAAAGGUUACUUGGUUUACAUAUAGUUUUAGAUAUUUUACAAGAUAAUCAAACUUUGAAGAAUAUAUAUUAG